Molecule: messenger RNA, 912 nt
Organism: Anopheles marshallii
Lineage: Eukaryota; Metazoa; Arthropoda; Insecta; Diptera; Culicidae
Gene: Tm1
Product: tropomyosin-2
Exons: 8
Coding region: 1-855 (284 amino acids)
Biological process (GO): actin filament organization; muscle contraction
Cellular component (GO): actin filament
Molecular function (GO): actin filament binding
Source: RefSeq, a predicted model, not a curated record
AUGGAUGCGAUUAAGAAGAAGAUGCAGGCGAUGAAGCUGGAGAAGGAUAAUGCCUUGGAUCGGGCCCUUCUCUGCGAGCAGCAGGCGCGCGACGCUAACCUGCGCGCCGAGAAGGCCGAGGAAGAGGCACGCCAGCUCCAGAAGAAGAUCCAGGCGAUUGAGAACGAUCUCGAUCAGACCCAGGAAACGCUCAUGCAAGUCAACACCAAGCUGGAGGAGAAGGAGAAGGCUCUGCAGAACGCCGAAUCGGAAGUUGCCGCUCUGAACCGUCGUAUUCAGCUGCUGGAGGAGGAUCUUGAACGUUCGGAAGAACGUUUGGCAUCCGCCACCGCUAAGCUGUCAGAGGCUUCGGCCGCUGCCGACGAGAGCGAACGGAUCCGGAAAGCGCUUGAAAAUCGUACAAACAUGGAAGACGAUAGGGUAGCGAUAUUGGAGGCACAGCUAGCCCAAGCCAAGCUAAUAGCAGAGGAAGCAGACAAAAAAUACGAAGAGGUGGCCAGAAAGCUGGUACUCAUGGAACAGGACCUCGAGCGCUCAGAGGAAAAGGUCGAGAUGAACGAAAGCAAGAUUGUGGAACUUGAGGAGGAGCUGCGCGUGGUCGGUAACAACCUGAAGUCGCUGGAAGUCUCGGAAGAAAAGGCAACGCAACGAGAGGAAUCGUACGGUGGCCAAGUGAGAGUGUUGGAUCAACGUCUCAAGGAGGCUGAGGCCCGCGCUGAAUUCGCUGAACGUUCCGUUCAGAAGUUGCAGAAGGAAGUCGACAGACUCGAAGACGAGUUGACGGUCGAGCGUGCCAAGAACAAAAUGCUUCAGGAGGAGAUGGAAGCGACCCUGCACGACAUCCAGAACAUGUAAUGCGAAUGCGUCGGCCUUUUGCAAAUGGUAAAUGUGGCAAAUCCGGUGGCUGCCGAA